AUGAAUAACCAUUAUCUGCAUACCCUAGACGAAUAUGCUGAAAAUAUCAAAAAUAAUAAUUACUUAGGAUUGACUUCAUUCAACUCCAAGUUGUCAGAAUGGACUAUACUAAUUACUGUAUUAGGUUUUAUAUUUAUGAUCAUACUCCGUUAUUUCGUUGCGGGCAUACAUACUAAAUUAAUACCGAAGGAUAGUAUUUUGUAUAAAUAUUCGAGACAUUCAUUAUUGGAUAAACUAAAUAAAAAAUUUGAUAUAUCUAAAAAAGGUUGUAUAUAUAAAUGGAAAGAAAACUUUUGGUUUGGGUUAUGGCACAGUUUUUCUCUCGCAUAUAAUAUUAUUUUAUUGAUAUCAAUGUCUGGAUACUUAACUAAUAAAGAUGGAUGGGUUAAAACUUGUUUUAAGGAACCUAAUGGAAAAUGUUUUUUUUUAGUUACAGAAGAUGAAUAUAAUGAAAAUAAAAAAGGAUGGCCAUAUAUGUAUCUAGAUAAUCAUGUUUAUUAUUUUUAUUUAAUACAGCUUUCUUUUUGGUCAUCAUGCCUUUUUUAUCUAAAAUAUGAAAUAAAAAGAAAAGACUAUUAUAUAUUUAUAAUGCACCAUUUAGCAACUAUAAUAUUAUUAUUAUAUUCACAAGUUCUUAAUUUAUGGAGAGCUGGAUUAGCAGUAUUAUUUCUUCAUGAUAUAGUUGAUGUUGGACUUUAUAUUUCUAAAACUAUAAAUUACUCAAAGCCAGAAUAUCAAAAACUAUUGACAUUUUUUUAUUCAUUUUUUGUUUUAUCUUUCUUUUUCUUUCGCAUUAUUUUGUUUUUAUUUUAUAUUGUUAUUCCUGUAAGUAAUAUUAAUACGAUCAAGUCAUAUACUGAUGGAUUUAUUAAUUCACAUAAUGAUGUUCCGACUGGAUAUGUUCCAGUUAUUUUUCUUUGGGUAUUGAUGGCAAUGCAUUUUUAUUGGUUUUAUUUAAUUUUGAAGAUGACACGUAUAUAUAUUGUGAAAGCAUGGAAAUCUAGUAAAUCUGAUAUAGUAGACAUACGAAGUGAUAAUGAAGACGAAGAUGACGAAGGGGAGGGGAAGGAACCUCAAAAAUAA
Plasmodium yoelii is the source of this 1083-nucleotide messenger RNA. RefSeq names its product translocation associated membrane protein, putative. Bases 1 to 1083 code for a protein of 360 amino acids. The transcript has 3 exons. Gene Ontology annotation, cellular component: endoplasmic reticulum; membrane. The record is from RefSeq and is a predicted model, not a curated record. NCBI's taxonomy places the organism in Eukaryota, Apicomplexa, Aconoidasida, Haemosporida, Plasmodiidae. Gene Ontology annotation, molecular function: sphingosine N-acyltransferase activity. Gene Ontology annotation, biological process: ceramide biosynthetic process.